ACGUCAAGAAGCAGUCCAAGGAAGGUACCAGCCCAGAACGGCGAACAUCGACAAUGGGCGCCCAACGGAUGGGUAACUUGAGAGAUAAGUUUGAGAAAGGAGAAGCCGGUGAGAAAAAGGUAAAGAAGAAAGGUGUCCCAAAAAUCAAGUAUGCCGGGGCAGAAUCGGUGAAAAAUAAGUUCAUUGAGAACGCCACCAAAACGGCUGUGGAGACGGCGAAUGGUCCCAGAGGGCCAAAGCAAAUAACGCCGCCGCCGGAAGGCGUGGCGGUCGGUGUGUUGGAGAGCAAGCCACAACCCAGGGCCCCCGACGUGGUGACGGCUGACGACACAUUGGAACCAGUCGAUUUCAGUGUGAUCGGCGAAACAACCAAAAAUCUGAAAGCAAAAUUCAAGCAUUUGGAAGAGACCGGUGGUCAGGAAGAAGAGGAAGGCAAAUCGAAACCGAAGCCCCUCAGUGAAGAAGUACAAUCGGUGGCCGAGGAAGCGAGCAAAACACGCGCCCGAUGGAAGGAUAUAGAGAGUGGAAAAACAGAGGUCAGUGGAGCUCCGGAAUUUCGAAAAAUCGAUAUGGUUGGUGAAGGCUAUGGUGGAGUGUAUGAAAAUGAGCCGGAGACGCUGGAAAACAUCAUUCGCCAUGGAGAGGAUAAAAGAGAGUUGCCUUCCGGGAUCAGCGCGAAAGAACGACGGGAACAAUUUCUUCGUGUGGCAAGCGCUUCAACAACGGUGAAGAAGGAACCGGCCAAG
Dicrocoelium dendriticum is the source of this 746-nucleotide messenger RNA. The record is from the annotation of a GenBank genome assembly. Lineage: Eukaryota; Metazoa; Platyhelminthes; Trematoda; Plagiorchiida; Dicrocoeliidae.